This is a messenger RNA of Drosophila rhopaloa, 2603 nucleotides long. Its product is annotated as proton-coupled amino acid transporter-like protein pathetic. The transcript has 7 exons. The coding region runs from base 480 to 1943 and encodes 487 amino acids. Gene Ontology annotation, molecular function: amino acid transmembrane transporter activity. Gene Ontology annotation, cellular component: vacuolar membrane. The record is from RefSeq and is a predicted model, not a curated record. Gene Ontology annotation, biological process: amino acid transmembrane transport. NCBI's taxonomy places the organism in Eukaryota, Metazoa, Arthropoda, Insecta, Diptera, Drosophilidae.
GAUAGAUACGGAAAAAACCUACCUCGACUGUUGGUCUUUUGCUCAGUGCUGGUUUCGGGGUGAGAGGCAAUUGUUAUUACGAGCUAAAUUCGAAGAAAAUUGUAACACUGGGAAAAGAUAAUUGGCAUCCGUCGUCUCCUCCCCCACGCACACCUAUAUUUUAUUUAAUGGAAUGGACCACUUCGGCUUCAAUUUGAUUUAAUUUUCGCACUGAUAAAAACGCAAUCGCGCCACAACGUUCUGACCUUUGCAGAAGUACCUUUUUCAUUGUCAGUGUCAAGCGGGAAAAAAUCAAUGGAGGACCUGACGCCUUUAACGAACCUUCAACAGUUCUAGUCCCAAGAUUAUUAUUUGCCCAACUUUCCAAAAGCCGAGUACAACGACUACUGCAAAUCAGUGUAUAAACCCACAAUAUCACGUUGGCAUCCAUCUAAUUUGCGAUAUUCUCUUGUUCCGAGGGUGCGCCGCGCAAGAAAAAGAUGACGGAACGCCAGCCGCUGCUCCUGCAGAGCGACGCCUCCGACUAUGAGGGCAGCCGAGGAUCGGCGGCGCGACCCGUGCGCAGCUCUCCGCCGGACAACACGCUGGUCAACGUACACAGCGAGGACAGCCUAGCAGUGCACGCAGCAGCCUCGGGAUCGGGAGAUGAUGAGCACGGAUUGACGGAUAAGUCCAACUACAACCCCACCCACCAUCGCACCCUGGAGCACCCGACGUCCAACUUUGACACUCUGAUCCAUCUGCUGAAGGGCAACAUUGGCACUGGCAUACUGGCCAUGCCGGAUGCAUUCAGGAACGCCGGUCUGUAUGUGGGCCUCUUUGGCACCAUGAUCAUGGGAGCCAUCUGCACCCACUGCAUGCACAUGCUGGUCAGAUGCUCCCACGAGCUGUGCCAGCGGUUUGAGCGGCCGGCCUUGGAUUUCUCGGAAGUGGCAUUCUACAGUUUUGAGUCAGGACCCGAGGGGCUGAGAAGGUACUCGAUCCUGGCAAGACGGAUCGUUACCACGUUCCUGUUCAUCACCCAAAUCGGUUUCUGCUGCGUCUACUUUCUGUUUGUGGCCAUGAAUAUUAAGGAAGUGAUGGAUCACUACUACAAUAUCCCGUUGACGAUUUACCUGCUGAUACUGCUGGCCCCCAUGAUCAUGUUGAAUCUGGUGCGGAACCUCAAAUACCUGACGCCCGUCUCGCUGAUCGCCUCUAUGCUCACUGUGGCCGGUCUGGCCAUAAGCUUCUGGUACAUGCUGCAGGAUCUGCCGGAUGUGCACACGGUCAAUCCGGUGGCCACCUGGGUCACGUUGCCCCUCUACUUUGGAACCGCCGUCUAUGCGUUCGAGGGGAUCGGCGUGGUCCUGCCCCUGGAGAAUAACAUGCGCACCCCGCAGGACUUUGGCGGCACCACGGGCGUCCUCAAUACGGGCAUGGUCAUCGUCGCCUGCCUGUACACGGCGGUAGGGUUCUUUGGCUACCUGAAGUACGGUGAACAUGUCAGGGGCAGCAUAACCCUAAAUCUGCCGCAGGGCGAAGUUCUUUCUGAGUUGGUGCGCAUUUCCAUGGCUGUGGCGAUCUUCCUUUCGUAUACACUUCAGUUCUACGUGCCCGUUAAUAUCGUGGAACCCUUUGUGAAGAGUCACUUUCGCACCACGGAGACCAGGAAUCUGUCGGCAACUGUCCUUCGAAUCGCUCUAGUCACUUUUACUUGUCUUCUGUCCAUCUGCAUUCCCAACCUGGGCCCCAUUAUUUCGCUGGUAGGAGCCGUCAGCAGCUCAACUUUAGCCCUCAUUUCCCCGCCAAUCAUCGAAAUGAUUACCUUCUAUAACGUUGGCUAUGGCCGCUAUAACUGGAUGCUUUGGAAGGACUUUCUCAUCCUGAUCUUCGGACUCUGUGGCUUUGUUUUUGGCACCUGGGCCAGUUUAGCUCAAAUCCUAAAUGGCACAACAAACUGAGUCUAAAAAAAAAUGGGCCGAAUGAAAAUCAGGACCUGGCUAGUUCUGCCUACAAAUGUGUGCGAAUUUAUGGCGAAGGCUUUAUGUGGUUUUAAUCAGACUACCAAUAUGUUUAGCAUUACUUGUUUCCCUUCUUGAAACUGGUAUCAGUCCAGUGGCGGUGCUCUAGUGUGUUGAAUUUAUUAUUAUCGCGAUUUAUUUGCACUUUUUGUUAUUAAUUAGCUGCAAUCGUACCAGACAAUAACUAGCAUUUUAAGUAGACAGUUUUACCAUAUGUUUGUUCAGUUUGUCAGUAUGUCAGUUGGAGAAUAUUGCUGUGUUAACUCGAGGACCGCACAAUGCCAAAAGUGAUUUUACGUAGUAUUCUUAAAUAAAUUAUUAUUUAGCUUUUACUAUGUAGUCUAGGUCGGGGCAGAACAUUCCAAAGCAGCUGCUCAGAAUUUCCCAAAACCGAAGUUAGCUAAAGUUAUCUGCAUACUUUUAUCGUUCUUAUAAUUGUAAUUAUUGUAGUAUAUAUACUCAACUUAUUAUAUUGGGUCCCCGAAAUGUCGACCUCCGAUACAGUCUUGUAAAUACAUCAAUUCGGUGUAUCAACAAAUGUUCUUUAAUGGUUUAACGGAUAACAAAAGACAAUAAUUAAUAUAACGUUUAUAAAAAUCA